Messenger RNA from Periophthalmus magnuspinnatus, 3054 nucleotides. RefSeq names its product multiple coagulation factor deficiency 2, ER cargo receptor complex subunit (gene mcfd2). The record is from RefSeq and is a predicted model, not a curated record. NCBI's taxonomy places the organism in Eukaryota, Metazoa, Chordata, Actinopteri, Gobiiformes, Gobiidae. The coding region runs from base 112 to 573 and encodes 153 amino acids. The transcript is spliced from 4 exons. Gene Ontology annotation, molecular function: calcium ion binding.
GACCAAUCAGAGUGCGCUGUCGUGUCCCAGUCCCCAACGGCAAAGCACGAGGUCCAAAAAGCUAAAACCGUUCACUUGUAGUUCAACAACAUAACUGUCUUCUGUAUCAGUAUGAAGAGGUCUUUUCCGCAUUAUGGGAGCCUCUGGGUGGUCUUGUGUUGUUGCCUGGUGACAGUUCACUCUCAUGGGGAACAUGAGCAGCAGCAGGGGCAAGCAGCUGGGGAGGCAGUCCAUGUUUCUGCCCAUGGCCGCUUUGACAAAAACAUGGUUCAGGACCAAGAUCACAUCAUGGAGCAUUUGGAGGGUGUGAUUGACAAACCAGAGAAAGACAUGACACCUCAGGAGCUGCAGCUGCACUACUUCAAAAUGCACGACUACGAUGGCAACGACCUGCUGGACGGACUGGAGCUGGCCACUGCCAUCACACACGUGCACAAGGAGGAAAGAGGAGACAACAGUGCGCCAAUGAAGGAGGAGGAUCUGAUCAGCCUCAUUGAUGAUGUGCUCAAAGAUGACGACAAAAACAACGAUGGAUACAUCGACUACGCAGAGUUUGCCAAAUCACUGGAGUAAAGUUUGUGAGCCUUUGCGACCAUCGGGGGGCGCUAUGGACUUAUUUCAGCUACAAGACUGUGAGCACACACUUAAAUGUCACCAGGAAUUAGCAAUUUAGAACAAGAGGUGAGUGAUACAGCAUCUACAACAGUGAUUAUCAAACAUUUCACACCAAGUACCACCUAAGAAAAUUUGUUAGCAUUCUGAGUCAGUAUGCUAACUAAUUUAAAAAAACAGGACCAGAUCUAAACCAGGACUAUAACAGGUCCAAACUAGGGCUAAAUCAGGUCUAAAAUUUGACUGUGAUUGCUACAGAAGCUCUAAACAAGGACUAACCCAAAGGAGGAUAAAAAUAUCGAUCAAAUUGAAACUUAAGUUAACACUGAAUGAGAGUCUGUGAACCACCUGAACUAGAAUGCGUACCACAGUUUGAGAACAUCUGGUCUACAAGAUAAUAUCUUUUUAUGUGGGUUGGCAAUGUUAACAAAAAUAAAUAUCUUAAUCGUUUUUGGAUUUGCCUGAUAGAGAUUAAUUAUAUUUUGCAAUCCAUCAGAAAUGUGCCAAAACAUUCCUAUAAAAUGUCUUGGUUGAGUUUCAAGUAUUGCGCUCAGUUUGAAAUGGACUGUGAAAUUAAGCACAAAUUUACAGAAAUAACACUUUAUAUUCUUUGGAUGACUUAACUAAUCUGAUCUUUACUGGUUUCAAUGAUAUUCAGUGAUGCAUUUCUUUGCAGAUUUCUGAUGGAUUGCAAAAACAUCAUCUGAUUAUCUAACUAUGAAUUUUUGUCAAUAUUGUCCACCACUAUGAACAAAGAACUAGGUCUGAAAACAAAAGCAACUCUCUUUUAUGAGCCAAAAUUAUAGUAUAUAUAGUAAAGUGACUCGCAGUCUUUUCACACCAAAGGAAAGAUUUGGAUUUCUGAGUCCCACCAGAUCUAAACCUACAUCUAUAACAGGACUAUUCCAGAGGUAAUCUAGAGAUAAACCAAGUGGAAAAGUGGACUACAUCAUUUCCACUGUAGUUCUAAUUCAGUGGAUAAAAGUGACUCUAAAUUAGACAAAUGCACAAACUGAAGAGCUGUCCAAGUACCACCUGAAGGAGCUUGUAUACUUUGAGAAACCCUAUUAUUGUACAGGUUCAACUGGAGAUUUGGGAAACCACGCACAAGACUGCCUCUUAGAUUUAUAGCUUUAAGUUUUUGAUGUUGUUCUUUUUAUUUGACCAUUUUGACUUUUCAUUUUCUGUAGUUUGCAAUGACAGUCAUCUUCUGCCUUGUUUGCACUGAUUUGAAUAGUGGGUUUGAUCAGGGACAGGAUACACUCAUGUCAAAUUAGCCCCAUUUAUUAGAUAGACCCUGAAUUAAGAAGCUACUUAAGGUAUGUUACCAUUUCAGGCUCGUAACUGGUUUUAUGUCAGAUUCAAUUGGUCCAUCUUUUUCUAUUAUCAAAAAGGGGACUGUCAAAGCUACAGUCCCUCCCCUUAUUGGUUAAUUUCUAGAUGGGACAAUUAUCAAAAAAGCCAAACUAUAUUUUACACUGUGGCUUUUGAACUAGCUUCAUGGACCAAAUGAUUGAAGGAUUUUUGUGCUUUGUGCGAUAAUGGAAGUUGAUCUUUGUGGCCUUUAGUCUUUACAGCAGAGUGUUGUUUGGUUUACAGUGUCACACUCAUGCAGUAUUUCAGUCCAACUCAGAAAAUAGAACCAUUUAUGAGUGAAUGUACACUUUUAACUUUUUACACUGUAAGCAAAAGUUUAGUAGAACCAGUUUAGUAUUUUCUAGUGUGGUAAGCUACUGAUGAUUUAUUUGAUCAAUCAAAUUUUUGCCACAUCCUGUUUGGAGAAAAGCACAGACGUCUUUCUCAUCCACAAAUGCUCUGUUUGCUAAAAUGGUCUGCUAAUAUUCACCAUAUAAUCUUUCUGUUAAAAUCAAGUCAUUAGCAGUUUAUGUACCUUUGUCGCCAUGUUUGUUUUGGGUCGUUUGGACCACAGUGCUGCUCUGUGAUUGGUCCAAUCCACCAGUGGGCUCAAGCCCAAACGUAGUAGUGAGAGCUGUAUAGGUUUGUGAACUAUACCACAAAUAUCCAUCAUACUCUGUAAGUAUCACAAAUAUAUAACAGUGAAAAUUGUCACUGUCAAAUCUUUUCAUCAUUGACAAUGUUAUGCUGUAGCUCUCAUAUGACUUCCCUUUUUACUUACUUAACUCUGUAAAAUCUUUAGAAAAGCUUUAUGAGUUUUCUAUAUAAAUCUAUGGCUCUUCAGAUGUUUGCUGCCUUUAGCACAGAUACAUUUCAAAAUGUGAGAUCUGUGUCUAAAUAUUUAAACAUUUAUAGCUGUUUCACGUGUCGUACAUUUGUGUGAAAUCUGUUUAUGUGUCAGUGUUGACUUGAUUCAUUCAGAUGACUGAAUGUAGCUAUUUAAAAGUGUAAAAACAUCACAGAUGCAACUGUGUUGUCUCUGUUAUGUCGAAUAUAUAUUGUAAAAUAAACUUUACAAUUAACUGA